AUGGACAAAUGUGUGCCGGCGGAAUUUACAGGCAGCCCAAUUGUGAAUAUAUUGGCAUCGACAGCGAAAGAAGCGCACCCGAAGCCACCUCCGAAUUUCAAAGCCGGCCUAAAAGUUAUGAAAAAAUCCACAGCGGUGCAAUGCGACAGGCGCGUCGCAGCAGCAAAGGACAAAAAUAAGAAUCCACACGCUGAAGCGCUAUUGGCUGACAAGGAGCGAAAUUGGGAGAAUGUAAAAACUGGCAGCGAGAAAGGCAUGACACUUUUGGAGCAGAUCGUUCGCACACACCCGAUUUGGUACUUGCAACAUGUUGGACGUUCCGCUGCCGCUCAUUUGCUUCGUCCAAUGAAUGAAGGGGCAUUCAUUGUACGUUCAUCUUCGAAAGCAAAUGCAAUGGCGCUGAGCAUCCGUUUGCCACCGGGUUUGUCUUCCGACAUUGAUCAUUACUUGAUUGAAUCAGCAGGUCCGGACCGAAGUGUACGCUUGGAAUCAUCUGCUUACUCCUUCCGGUCACUUCCGUUGCUUAUUGAACAUUACUGCCUCAAUGGUGAAGAAUUGCAAACGAAUCUCAUCUUUCCGCCAGCAAUCGCAAAUUGUCGAAGCAGCAUGCAACUACAGAGUCUGGCAUUGAUGGGUCAAGGUUAG
Gongylonema pulchrum is the source of this 645-nucleotide messenger RNA. The record is from the annotation of a GenBank genome assembly. Lineage: Eukaryota; Metazoa; Nematoda; Chromadorea; Rhabditida; Gongylonematidae.